AUGGCUUACAGUGCUUCAAGUCUGUCCAUGAAGUUUGACUUCCUUCGUUAUCAUUCGUGCGGGAUGAUACGACUGAAAACGCGGAAAAAGUGGUGGAAGAGCCUGGUAAUAUUGGUGUUGUGUCUCUUCGCCUUGGACUACUUUUUCAAUAUCUUCGGCGUGUUCUUGAUUCUACGCUCCACGAAAUUUGACGCGUCUAUAUAUCCCGUCGAAGGAGACAUUGUUCCGUUGAUGCGCAGUGUAUGGCGUGGAGAAAAACCUGUCGUGUCUCCCGUGGUGCACCCAAAAGUCACUCUUCUCCGAGAACCUGUUUGCCCCUCGGCAGAAAUCCGACUUUUGAUCGUCAUAAAAUCUGCUUCCGAACACUCCGACAGACGUGAAGUCAUCCGUAGAACUUGGGGCUUUGAAAAGCGAUUUUCCGACGUGGAAAUACGCACUAUCUUUGCCGUAGGCUCGUCUUCGAAUAUCUACGUACGAAAUGCCGUGGAUAAAGAAGCUGAUGAAUUCCGUGAUCUCUUGUAUGCCGACUUUGUCGAUACUUACUAUAAUAAUACGCUGAAAACCCUGACCGGGAUUCGUUGGGCUGCGAACGCUUGUCCUUCGGAAUACGUGCUUUUCGUGGACGAUGAUUACUACGUUUCUGUGAAAAAUCUGUUAAGCUUUUUGCGACAUCCUGAUGAAUACCCGGAGGGUGCAAUUCGGGAAAAGAAAGAAACUUUGAAAGCUCGUGAAGCCAUGCGGGCAGUUGUGAACAAGAACCGAAGGCUGAGCUCUUUUGUCGAAAGCAACUCCGAAGAAAGCACAAGAUCUGGUUCUCUCGGAUUCCGUGAAUUAAAUUCUCGGAAUUUGCUUCUUGCGAGUGAUCUCAUUGCCAAGCAGUCAGUUGAGGAUAGUCGAUCAAUAGCGUUGAGUGAAAAUAUUUUCUUGUCCGAAGGUUUCUAUGUUGGGUAUUUAUUCAGUGAUAGUGUGCCAAAGCGAUCAGUGUGGAACAAAUGGUAUGUUUCUUUGGAGGAGUAUCCAUUCUAUAGCUUCCCGACAUACAUAACAGCCGGUGCUAUUUUGAUGGACCAUGCGACAGUGGUUCGAAUGCACUUAGGGACUUUAUUCACGAAGUUGUUCAGAUUUGACGACCCUUACUUGGGAAUCGUGGCAAAGAAAGCUAAAGUAAUGCCUAGGCAUAGUGAUUACUUUUUAUUCGAUAGGCAUUCAUUUUAUGACCUUCUAUUCGGGGUGAGGUUUGAACAUGUGAUAGCUUCUCAUGGGUACGGCGAAGGCAAGGAUUUAAUUCGUACCUGGGAAGAAGCGAAAAAGAAUGGACACGCAUAA
Molecule: messenger RNA, 1326 nt
Organism: Notodromas monacha
Lineage: Eukaryota; Metazoa; Arthropoda; Ostracoda; Podocopida; Cyprididae
Source: the annotation of a GenBank genome assembly